Molecule: messenger RNA, 2698 nt
Organism: Linum tenue
Lineage: Eukaryota; Viridiplantae; Streptophyta; Magnoliopsida; Malpighiales; Linaceae
Source: the annotation of a GenBank genome assembly
UAAACCCUAGAAAACAAGGAAAAGGAGAAGGCCCCAAAGAGAUAUUUUCUUUUCCCACUUAAAAUAACCCAGUAGUAUCUGCUUCUCCACUAACUUCGCGCCUCUAAAACCCUUCUCCGUUCUGCUCCCCCUCUACUUCCUCUCGUCGUUGGUCGUCGGAGGCAGGCCGUCGCUAGCUGGCUUGCUCGGUUCGCGCUUCGACUGCGAGUCUGUCUUCGAGAUGCAUUCACUUCGUUCGAUCCCUGUUCAAGGGCUUGGUGAUUUGGUGGAAAACCGCGCUCUCCCGUACGUACGUGAUGUUUUCAGUUUCACUUUCUAGUGCCACGGCACUUUUGGAGAUGGCUUCAUAAGGUGCAUGUGAUUGGGGAACCUUUGCUUUCUGCACCUGUGUUCCUCCAAUUGAUCAUCAUGGGAGCUGCCGAAACUGUUGUGACUAAGAAGAUUUUGAAGAUAAAAUUUUCCACCCAGAAGGUUGAAGUUGACCCUGGGGCAAGUUCAUGUGGAUUGAAGCAGAAGUUGUGUGCUGAUCUUACUUCUCAAACUCGGAUGGGUACAUCAGAAAAUGCUAAAUUUGCCGUUUCGUGCUCUAAAAAGCGUGGCCCGUCAAUGGAUAUAGAUGGUCAUCCAUGUAAGAGAUGGAAAAUGGAUCGUACAGUAACACAGCAGUGCUUGGCUCUUCUGAAAGUUCUUGUUGGACAUCCAGACGGUUGGGUUUUCUCUGAGCCAGUGGAUCCUGUCAAACUUGCGAUUCCAGAUUAUUUCACUAUCAUAUCCCAUCCUAUGGAUCUAGGGACCAUAAAGUCCAAGCUGUCUAAGAAUGCAUAUGCGGGUGCUGAAGAAUUUGCAGCUGAUGUUAAAUUGACGUUUGAUAAUGCUAUGCUGUAUAACCCACCGAGUAACCCUGUGCAUCAGCAGGCCAUGGAGCUUCAUAAAAUUUUUGACACCAGAUGGAAUUUAUUAGAGGAUAAAUGGAGUUACGAAAUGUCAAAAUAUGGAAAGGCGAAAUUACGUGGUGCGCAUGUUAAGGGAAACGACUGUAUGAAACAGAACUGCCCCAGAACUCCACCUCCUUGCAAUGCUACUCUAUCUAGGAAGCCAUCAAAAGAGACGACGGAAAGGGGCUCUCUACAUGCCCAGGCUGUUGAGGUUAAGAAUGCCAAAGCUGCUGAUAACUGUGUACCGAAGUCCGUGAAAGGUCCUGGACAUGUGCAUGGUCUUGUCAAUUGCAAACCACCAAUGAGGAUAGUGGUUCGCAAAUGUGGUACUUGUGGCAAGGGCCCCUGUGGAUGUAGCCUUCAGAUGAAUUCAGUUAAUGCAUUGUCAGAUGCAUCCAUUGCUGGAGCAUUUAGCAGGGAUCUUUCCCAAAGCACUGAUGCCAGAACAGUGGACUAUCCGCCAGAGGUUAUCUCGAUUUCCCUGAUGAGCAGGUCAGAUCCAGAUUCUGAUGGUGAGGUCUUUAUCCCUUUUCUACUCAGAAAUCAUGCACCUCACCACUUUCGGUGACUGAUUGUGUGAUGGAACUUGGAAAAGGUGCCGUGAGUGCUUUAGAUGAAGACAAUUUAUGUCCUAGUUCGGAGCUUGUAAUGCCUAUUACGGAUGCAACUUCUGGAGAAGAUUGGAGAUCUCAUGUUGCUGAAGCACAUCAAAUGUCACCGAAAAGAGCCCUACGUGCUGCAAUGAUUAAGGAACGAUUUGCAUACACAAUUCUGAAGGCAAAGCAUAAUACGCUUCUUGAUCAUGUAAUUCGUAGUCUCCUCUUCUACCUCCUCCCUCUUUUUCAUGUGCUUAUUGUGUACAAGUCCUGAUCAAGCAGUUGUUUGCUGUAAUCUAAGUCUUCGCUCAUGGUUUAUCCUAACAUCCCAUUAUUCAGGGUGACAAGGCUGAAUCAAUAAAGAUGAAGCGGGAAAAGGAGAGGUUGGAAAGGAUGCACCAUGAAGAGAAAACAAGAAUUGAAGCCCAGAUCAAAGAGGCUGAAGCUGCCUCCCAGAGGCAACACGAGAUGGAAUUGAAGGAGCGAAGGCAACGGGAAAGAGAAGCCGCCCGGGUUGCAGUGCUGAAGGUUGAGAGAAGUGUUGAGAUUGAUGAGAACAAAGAAGUACUGAGAGAACUCGAGGAUCUAAGUGGGUGCAGGCUGUUGUUAGUCAGUCCAAGAGUGGGUGAGAGAGCAUACAGAGUAAGAGAAAGUGAAGGAGGAUGUGGCUUUGAAAGCCCCUUGAGCCCACUGGAGCGAUUAGGUCUGUUCUUCAAGGACGACGAGACCGACAAUGUGGAUGAGUUGUUAGAUGGUGAUGUCGAGGACGGCGAGCUGUUGCCUUGAAAAAGCCUGCAGUCCAAAAUGAUUCCUGCUUGUGUUCCAUAUUAUUUUUUCCUUCUUUCCUGAGCUGCCUCCUGUUAAUAAAAUAUCUUUUGCAGAGAGGAAAGGGGAAGUUUUGAUUGAUUGUAAAUGAGUAUAAUUUUGUAGUCGUUGGUUAUAGAUUAGGUUGGUUCUGUAGCGUGCACAAGUUGCACUUGUGAUGGAAUGGGUUGAAGAAUAGGUUCGGUUCGAUUCGUUUAACGUCCAGUUAAGUUAACUGAAGUUUGAUGCUGGAUCUUGUUGCCCCUAGUCGAGAGUUCUUUUGGAACGAAAUUUCUGAUCUCUGGUUUUAACCGGCUAUAUCUCGGAUGUGGAAAAUGGAUAUUGAAGAUACAAGAACUGAAC